UUCUAAACCUGGCUAUCCCAAUUUGUAAUUUUAUUUAUUUUUAUUUUAUAUAUAUAUUUUUUCUGGAGCCACUGCUGCAAGCAAGAUUUGAGUGCCAAGAGUGUGAAGAGGAAAAAGAAGAGGUGGUUGAUGUCUUCCUUGGAAAAAGAAUUCUAAGAAAAAGACAGUGGUGGUGGCCGGUGGGGGCGAUGAGCGGUUGGAAGGUUUUUGUGUGAGAGAGAGUGUGUGUGUGUUUGAGGAUGAGCAAUGGGAGUGAAGAAUUGAGGUUGCGGUGUGGUGGUGGAGCAGGGAUUGGACUGGUUGGGAGACCAUUUGCUAGGGUUUUUUCGAAGUGGAAUCUGGAGGAGAUGGUGAGAGUUUGAAUUCAAGGUUGGAGUUUCAUAAUUCUGAGGGAAAUCAGUGGGCGAAUAUGAUAACCGGCGGGGUUAAUUUGGUGAUGACAGUGAUUGGAUUCGCGGUGAGUACGAUGUUCAUCGUUUUCGUCUGCACGCGCCUCGUUUGCGCCCGAAUCCAGUUGAACGCGUCGCGGAGAUCGUUUCCUGUUGCUUCCAGAUCUGAUCUUAGUAUUUUGGAGCGAGGUUUGCAUGGCCUUGAGCCUGCUGUUGUAGCCAACUUUCCAACAAAGAAGUUUGCUGAUGAGUUUUUCUCCCCUGCAGAGGAUGCUCAGUGCACAGUUUGCCUAGUAGAAUACCAAGCUGAAGAUAUAUUGCGUAUUCUCCCUUACUGCGGCCACUUCUUCCAUGUUACAUGCAUAGACAUAUGGCUGCAGCAGCAUUCCACAUGUCCUGUGUGUCGAAUUUCAUUGUGGGAGUUUCCUGAGAGAAAAUGCUUGAUGCAACCCAUGUUCAGUUCAGCUGUUCGAUCACAUUUUGGCAUGGAAUCCCGCAACACACAUUCAUACAACUGUUUGUCAACUGGCCGUGGGUUUUCAUCGAGAUCUAACGACAACCACAGGAUGGACCCCAUUCAAGAGGAUCAGUUUGGGCCAGGAGGUGACGGAGCUGAAGCUCAGGAGAGCACCCUCCCCUUGACCGAUGGUAAUCAGCCUGCAAAGGACUCUGAAAAUAAGCACAUAGAAAGCCCAUCAAAUCCAUGAAAUCCUUCGUUUCUUGGAAUCCUGGCUGCAUUCAUCGUGCUUUCUGAUAGAAUCAAAUUGGAAUUGAAAUUUAUUAAAACCAUCUCCUUGGAAUGCUCUUUUUUUUUUUUUUAAUUUAUUUUUGUGACUCACUGUAUAUAUACGCAAAAAGUUAUUCCCAGUUUUCCCCUUAGACAGUAGCUUAUUGGUGGGCAUUUUUGUUAGUUCAGUUGUAAAAUUGAAUUCCUUAAAGCUUGCUGGAGUCUCCAUGGAGGCAUGUCCCAUGCAGCAUUUCCACAUCCGUUCGGGUCCAUCCCAGAGCGAGUAUUCAUUGUGAGUUAUUAUCUAAUAAUAUGCAAAUGUACGCCUCCGGAUUCCUUACUA
This is a messenger RNA of Vitis riparia (riverbank grape), 1459 nucleotides long. RefSeq names its product RING-H2 finger protein ATL8-like. Lineage: Eukaryota; Viridiplantae; Streptophyta; Magnoliopsida; Vitales; Vitaceae. The transcript has 3 exons. The record is from RefSeq and is a predicted model, not a curated record. The coding region runs from base 410 to 1096 and encodes 228 amino acids.